CGCCCGCACAGCCUCACCUCGUGCGCCAGGAUGCCCGACACCAUGCUGCCCAUCUGCUUCCUCGGCCUGCUGGCCUUCACCUCGGCCUGCUACUUCCAGAACUGCCCUCGGGGCGGCAAGAGGGCCAUGUCUGACCUGGAGCUGAGACAGUGCCUCCCCUGCGGCCCCGGGGGCAAGGGCCGCUGCUUCGGGCCCAGCAUCUGCUGCGGGGACGAGCUGGGCUGCUUCGUGGGCACGGCCGAGGCGCGGCGCUGCCAGGAGGAGAGCUACCUGCCGUCGCCCUGCCAGUCGGGCCAGACGCCGUGCGGGAGCGGCGGCCGCUGCGCAGCCGCGGGCCUCUGCUGCAACGACGAGAGCUGCGUCAUGGAGCCCGCGUGCCGAGAGGGCUUCCGCCGCCGCGCGCGCGCCGGCGACCGCGGCAACGCCACGCAGCUGGACGGCCCGGCCGGGGCGCUGCUUCUGCGGCUGGUGCAGCUGGCCGGGGCGGCCGAGCCCGCCGAGCCCCCCAAGCCCGGGCUCUACUGA
Molecule: messenger RNA, 525 nt
Organism: Perognathus longimembris pacificus (Pacific pocket mouse)
Lineage: Eukaryota; Metazoa; Chordata; Mammalia; Rodentia; Heteromyidae
Gene: Avp
Product: arginine vasopressin
Exons: 3
Coding region: 31-525 (164 amino acids)
Cellular component (GO): extracellular region; secretory granule
Molecular function (GO): neurohypophyseal hormone activity
Source: RefSeq, a predicted model, not a curated record